Molecule: messenger RNA, 2698 nt
Organism: Closterium sp. NIES-67
Lineage: Eukaryota; Viridiplantae; Streptophyta; Zygnematophyceae; Desmidiales; Closteriaceae
Source: the annotation of a GenBank genome assembly
UGCUUCCUCUCUCUCGCUUUACCCGCCAUGCCGCGCGCAAUGCUCAGCGCCAUGCACAUCAACCGUACUAGCUGCUCUUAUUCGCGUCGACUCCUUGACCCCUCUUCCGCGAAUGAGACCUCAUCUCAUCGAGUAACCCGACGACCGCCAUGAGCUCGAUCCCCCUCCUCUCCCCGCUCCGACCUGUCCCCGCACUCGCCGCCGUGUCAUCCGCCGUCAGCACCGUAACGUAUCGCCCGCCGCACUCCACGCGCAUUUACGGGAAUUCCACUUCGCAGCUUGACUCGCCACGUCGGCAGCUUGAUCUCACCGCUCCACGUCACCGAUUGCUUGUCACAGCCGGUGCAAAGCGUGGUACUGUAAGCACUACUGCUAGUAGAAAUAGCAUACUUUUUCUUCUAGGUUUCUCGAGGAGCAAUCCUGGCCGUUGCUUCGGGUCUCAGAUAGCCAGCGAAUUCAACGGUACGGCGUUCAGCCUACAAGAGCUGCAGCUUUCCGUCGUAGCGCUCGGUACUCCCAAGGGACCAGCAUCAGUCCCUUCACGUGUACUCUGCACGUUCGCAGCAACUUCCGGCUCCUUUUCGGCUAGUACAAGCAGCACUACCAGUACUGAAGCUGACUCAAAUCGUGUAUCCGCGGAAGUUGCAGCGGCGAUGGCGGCGAGAGUUGCGGCGGACGGGAAGGCCCGGGAAGACGGGGUCGCGAUCGCGUGGUUGCGGAGCGAUCUGCGCGCGCACGACAACGAGGCGCUGCUGCGCGCGUGGCGGGCAGCGGGGAUCGCGGUGCCCGUGUACUGCUUCGACCCGCGCUGCUUCUCCACCACGCACUACUUUGGGUUUCCUAAGACGGGAGCCCACCGCGCGCGCUUCCUGCUAGAGAGUGUGGCGGACUUGAGGGCCAGGCUGCAGGCAGUGGGGUCGGACCUGAUUGUGCGAGUGGGGCCGCCUGAAACCGUGCUGCCCGCGCUGGCUGCUGCUCUGAACGCCCAUGUGGUGGUGGCUCAGGGGGAAACAACAGACGAGGAGGUCAGGGUGGAGCGGAACCUGAAGCAUGCCCUUGAGAAAGUGACUCUAACGAGGGCCACAGGAGGACCAACAGGUCAGGGUCGGCCCGAGCCAGGUCCUGCCGACGGACGCCGCCCCAAGCUGGAUCUGAUAUGGGGCCUGACCAUGUACCACGUGGACGACCUGCCGUUUGCUGCUGCCAGCCUGCCUGACGUGUACACUCAGUUCAGAAAGGCAGUAGAGUCCAAGUCCAAGGUCCGUCCGCCGCUCACCAUGCCUGCCAGCCUUGGUCCAUUCCUCUCUGCCGAAGCUGUAGCCAGGCUCGGCGGCAUUGGCUCCCUGCCCUCCCUGGCGGACCUUGGGAUUGACGACCCGCCGCCACAGGACCCACGGGGCGUGCUGCCAUUCAAGGGCGGGGAGACAGCGGCAUUGGAACGCCUGCAUCACUACAUUUGGAAGCGGGAGUGCAUUAAGGAGUACAAAGUGACCCGUAACGGCAUGCUGGGGGCGGACUACAGCACCAAGCUUGCCCCGUGGCUGGCACACGGGUGCAUCUCUGCCCGGCUCAUCCAUGCAGAGGUUCUGCGGUAUGAGAGGGAAAGGGUUGCGAACGAGUCAACAUACUGGGUUCUCUUUGAGCUCAUAUGGCGGGACUACUUCCGAUUCCUCUCCAUCAAAUGUGGCAACUCCAUCUUCCACCUUGGUGGGCCACGCAGGCUGCAGUUCAACGGCCGAGAUUGGUCCACAGAUGCUGCUCUCUUCGACGCAUGGCGGGAGGGACGAACUGGGUACCCCCUGGUUGAUGCCAACAUGCGCGAGCUAGCAGCAACAGGCUUCAUGUCAAACCGAGGCAGACAGAUAGUGUGCUCGUUCCUGGUGCGGGACAUGGGCAUGGACUGGCGCAUGGGGGCGGAGUGGUUCGAGUCGCUGCUCAUUGACUAUGACCCUGCUUCCAACUAUGGCAACUGGACAUAUGGCGCUGGUGUGGGCAAUGAUCCCAGAGAGGAUCGCUACUUCAGCAUCCCAAAACAGGCAUCUACGUACGACCCCAAUGGCGAUUAUGUUGCUCACUGGAUCCCUGAGUUGGCGGCCCUUCCUCCUUCGUUCCGCCACUUCCCCUUCCGCCUCUCUCCCUCUGAGAGAGCCGCAUACAAGAUGAAUCUGGAAGGGUCAAGUUACCCCCUGAUGCCUGUGGUGCCGCUUAAAUUUGGUGGUGGCGCUGGUGGAGGGAAGGGGGGGCAGAUGGGGUCUAGUUCAAGAGGUGGCGGUGGAAGGGGAAGUGGAGGAAGGUAUAGAAAUGCUUCAGAUCAUCGCUCACGUGAGCCUAGCGGGUCAGGGAGCGGGGGAAGUGAUGCACGGAGGGGUGGUAAGGCACAGUUUUAAGUGACUCGGGCAUAGCAAUGGCUGGCUGGGUCUGAUUCGUCCUGUUUAUAAAAUGGACUGAAAGUGCAGCUUAGGCCAAUGCAGCAACUGCAGCGGCGAAGUGGUACUUAUACUCGUUUGGCUACAAAAGAGGGAUGUGAGGUCAUUUGGUCUCACCCUGCGUAUCCUAGCUCUACUGUGAUUUCCCCCUUCUGACCAGCUUGUAUGGCACCUCUUACUACAGAACGAGGAAAAUACAUCUGGUAGUAUGGAAUAAAGCACAUUGCCUAUGUCAAGGUGAUAUGAAUGACGUGUCUUGAAAAUGAGGUGAG